CCAAAUCCGCUUUUCGUGUCGACCUGUCGAAACGAACCAGCGCAGCACAAAAUUUCUUUCAUCAAUCAGCGCGUGUGGUGUGAAGUAUUCGGUUGUGUGAAUUCUUCCCGUUUUUUAUAUCAUUGCUCUCCGCGAGUUAUCCUAGAUACAAAAAAUCUUGCUACCAGGAAUUGUGAUACUUAUUUUUUAGUUUUUGAGUUUAAUUUAUUUUUUUUAUACCGGAACCGGAAAGAACACAAAUUUUUGUUCCUACUUGCAUUCGGACCCGUGUUUUUCGAGGAAACCCAGUUCAUAAUAAUUUGUUGUAUGAGUCAGAAAGCCGAAAGACCAGUACUAUCAGGUCAACGCAUCAAGACCAGGAAAAGGGAUGAAAGAGAGAAGAAUGAUCCCACGGGAUUCCGUGACGCGGUCAUUGCAGGUCUUGAAGCAGCUGAAGAUCUAGAGCAAAUUUCCAAAUUUUUAGACAGUGCCGGUAACAAGCUUGAUUAUCGUCGCUACGGAGAAGUAUUAUUCGAUAUUCUGAUUGCUGGUGGAUUACUUGUACCCGGAGGUUCUAUCUCACAAGAUGGCGAGAAACCACGUACCGAUCGCUGUCUAUUCGCAGCACCGGAAGACAUGGAAUCGAUGCGGAACCAUGAACAGAUUUUCACACGGCUUAUGCGUCGAUACAAGUACCUCGAGAAAAUGUUUGAGGAGGAAAUGAAGAAGGUCCUGAUCUUUAUCAAGGGAUUCACUCCACUGGAAAGACUCAAGUUGGCUCGUAUGACUGCGUUAUGGAUUGUAAACAAUUCCAUACCGCCGCACGUGCUGCUUGUGUUGAACAACGAGCACCUAACGAAGGAUGGUCUAGCGCUCGAGUUUUUGCUCGAGGUGUUCGUCACCUUCAAGCAGGAGAAGGGCGCAUCCCCGUUGGUAGCGGUUCUGCGCAAAGGUGGCCUCGACAACCGUCUACUGGACUUCUUGCCGAUCAACAAACGCAGUGAGGAAUACCUCAAGGCUGUUUUCAUCGAGAAGAACCUGGCGGACAUCUACAAGCUUCACAUGGCUCAGGCGAGCCAGGAAGCAAAACGCGAAUUGACACAGCUACUGGUCGACGAUAUUAAUGAUAACAAGUCAGCAAAGGAUAUUAUAACCGACGUCAAAGAUAUGUCGGUUAGAUCAAACAUUCCGGAACAUGAAGUCAUCGGUCUUAUUUGGAACACCAUAAUGUCACUAGCCGAGUGGAAUAAAAAGGAAGAAUUGGUGGCUGAGCAAGCUUUAAAGCACCUGCGUACCUACACGCAACUGUUUGAAGCCUUUACCAGCUCCGAUCGCUCGGAGAUGGCUCUGUUGUUGAAAGUACAGGAAUUCUGCUACGAAAACAUGAACUUUAUGAAGGCGUUCCAAAAGAUCGUACUGCUGUUCUACAAAACCGAGGUUGUUUCUGAGGAUUCGAUCCUUAAAUGGUACAAGGAGGGGCAUUCAAACAAGGGCAAAAUGCACUUUUUAGAGCAGAUGAAGAAAUUUAUCGAAUGGCUUCAAAAUGCCGAAGAAGAGAGCGAAUCUGAAGAGGAGGAUUAGAUCGUUUCCUCCCGCAAUGAGAGCCGCCUCCUGAUUUAUAACGAUUAUCGUGCAGAAGCGAUCGGAGAUUUUUGAAACCACACACACACACUCAAAUGCAUACAACACUAUCUACCACGCGAAAUGCAGCAUUAUUUAUUCAUAAACUAUCAUGUAAACCAUUGAGACAAAAAAAGAGAGCUACAAAAUUCUAGCAAAUUGUGCGCGCGCCAAAAACAGAAACCACACAUCCAUGGAAUGACCGUAAAUUUUAACUGGGAUUUAAAACACACUCGUGGAGAGCAUCAAACUCACCUCUAGAUUUCUAGAAAAAAAAGCGAUAGCGAAAAAACGGAAAACCGUUAAAACAAAUUUAUACAAAAAAAAUCGUAAUAAAAAUUGCUAAACAAUAAAACCGAACCGAAAAAAACCCCGAUUGCCAUUUUUCUGCAGAGAGCCCAGCUCAAACGUGUUGAACGAAAAAGAAACUACACCAACACCAGCAAAACUGUUAUAACCAAGCCUACUGUCGAACUGUCGGGAGAAAAUUACGAAUCGUUAUCCGGAGCUAUUGCUGCCUCCAUUGGAAAGAAAGAAAGAAGUCGUGCUUGUUUGGUUGAGGUCAGGCAUGGACAAUUUUUGUUCUUCCUUAGGAAGUAAGUCGACUAGCCGAAACAAUUCUAAAUCAAACGAACUUACUAACCAACAACAGGUAGUCAUUGAUUGAUCGAUUGUUGUGCUGAACCGUUUCGUGUAAGUUUUAGGAUAAUUGAAAACAAAAACACUGCGCUCUCCCAGCAGACAGGAAAUCUCCGGAGAAAUUUCAUACAUUUCAGCAGAUGAUGAUGCUGGUUUCGGGUAGUAGAACAAGACACAUCUUUGAUGCUACCGACGCAAACUAGAGUUUGCGAGUCUUCCACUUUUUUUGCUAACCGAAAUAUAGUCAAGUGAAUACACAACCGUAACAGAAUAGAACAAAAAAGCAACCCAUAUAAACGAAUUAGUAGGUAAAAUAUCAUCAUCCACACAAGACCAAUAAAAACAAAAAUAAUUUCUGGCGAUAGAAUGGCGUGAUGCAACUGAUUUGAAAUAGAGACAGUAAACUUAGCGUCGGAGUUAAGUAAUUAGCAGUUUAAAUAAAAUAUUUUAAAGUAUGCACGA
Molecule: messenger RNA, 2700 nt
Organism: Malaya genurostris
Lineage: Eukaryota; Metazoa; Arthropoda; Insecta; Diptera; Culicidae
Gene: kra
Product: protein krasavietz
Exons: 11
Coding region: 307-1560 (417 amino acids)
Cellular component (GO): cytoplasm; membrane
Molecular function (GO): protein binding
Source: RefSeq, a predicted model, not a curated record